This is a messenger RNA of Amaranthus tricolor (Joseph's coat), 5412 nucleotides long. RefSeq lists its product as uncharacterized. The record is from RefSeq and is a predicted model, not a curated record. NCBI's taxonomy places the organism in Eukaryota, Viridiplantae, Streptophyta, Magnoliopsida, Caryophyllales, Amaranthaceae. The transcript has 44 exons. The coding region runs from base 214 to 5127 and encodes 1637 amino acids.
AUUAAUUUAAUUUUUAUUUUAUUUUAUGGGAAAAUUCGUUUAACACCCGUCUUCUCCAUCGUCCUCACUCUAAGUUACGCCACUGCAACUCUUUAUUUUGGAUCUCACUAUCAAUCUUCUCUUGUAUCAACAAUGUCAACUCCUUGAAUUCUUUUGAUCCAUCUUUAUACAAUUCUCAACCAUUUCAGAGAUUGCGAUCUUCGAAAAUUCGAGAUGGCUUUCAUGGCGGUCCUCGAAUCAGAUCUACGAGCACUCUCCGCUGAAGCUCGCCGUCGUUAUCCUGCUGUUAAAGAUGGCGCUGAGCACGCUAUAUUAAAGCUUCGGUCAUUAUCAAGUCCGAGUGAAAUUGCUCAAAAUGAGGAUAUUUUGCGAAUCUUUUUGAUGGCUUGUGAGGUCAAAACUGUGAAGCUAAGUGUUAUUGGACUUUCAUGCCUUCAGAAGUUAAUAUCUCAUGAUGCUGUUGCUCCCUCUGCAUUAAAGGAGAUACUCUUUACCUUGAAAGAGCAUGCUGAAAUGACUGAUGAGACUGUUCAACUGAAGACUCUACAGACAAUAUUGAUAAUUUUCCAGUCCCAUAUGCAUCCAGAAGACGAGGAAAGUACGGCUCAAGCCCUUGGAAUUUGUCUUCGGCUGCUAGAGAGUACUCGGUCUUCCGACAGUGUACAAAAUACUGCCGCAGCUACCUUUAGACAAGCAGUGGCCUUGGUUUUUGAUCAUGUGGCCAAUGCAGAGUCACUUCCUUCAGGAAAAGUCAGUUCUGGAGGUCAAAUCUUUCGCUCAAGUUCUGUUACAGGAGAUGUUAGCCGCAGCAUCCAUCGUUCAGACGAGUAUGAUACAGUAACUGGAGUAACACCUAUCACUAGGGAAAGCCUUACCAAAUCUGGAACAGUUGGGCUUCGUUUGCUUGAGGAUCUCACAGCUCUUGCAGCAGGUGGAUCUGCAACUUGGCUACACAUAAGUUCGGUUCAACGAUCAUUUGCCCUUGAUAUACUUGAGUUUGUCCUGUCGACUUAUGUGGCUGUUUUCCGAACGCUGAUUCCGUAUGAGCAGGUUUUGCGUCAUAAGAUAUGUUCUUUACUGAUGACUUCUCUUCGCACCAAUGCUGAGAUUGAAGGAGAAGCAGGAGAGGCUUUCUUUCGUCGCUUGUUAUUGCGUUCAGUUUCUCACAUUAUUAGGCUUUACAGUUCAUCCUUGAUCACUGAAUCUGAGGUUUUUCUGAGUAUGUUAGUGAGGGUUACAACUCUUGAUCUGCCAUUAUGGCACCACAUUCUUGUUCUUGAAAUUUUGAGGGGCUUUUGUGUUGAGGUGCGAACCAUGCGAGUUCUUUUUCAGAAUUUUGAUAUGAACCCGAGCAACACAAAUGUUGUGGAGAAUAUUGUCAAAGCUCUUGCUCGUGUUGUCUCAAGUUUACAGGUUCAAGACACAAGUGAAGAAAGUUUGGCAGCAGUCGCGGGGAUGUUUAACAGCAAAGCAAAAGGUAUUGAAUGGAUCUUGGACAAUGAUGCAUCUAAUGCUGCUGUAUUAGUUGCCAGUGAAGCUCAUGCAAUCACAUUAGCUAUAGAAGGUCUAUUAGGUGUUGUGUUUACUAUUGCUACUUUGACAGAUGAAGCUGUAGAAACGGGAGAGCUUGAAUCUCCGAAAUCUGUGUCUGAACCUCCAGCAAAGUUGACUGGGAAGACAGCAUUUCUAUGUUAUUCAAUGGUUGAUUCUCUGUGGUUGAUGAUUCUUGAUACCCUCUCCCUAGUUUUGGCAAGAUCUCACGGGGAGGCUAUUGUAUUGGAGAUACUGAAGGGAUACCAGGCUUUCACGCAGGCUUGUGGGGUUCUUUGUGCAGUCGAACCAUUAAACUCAUUUUUGGCAUCUCUUUGCAAAUUUACUAUCAGCGUCCCUAGUGAGAUUGAAAAGAAAAGCUCUUUACAAUCCCCUGGUUCAAAACGCAAUGAGCCUCUCACGGAUCAGAGAGAUGGCAUUAUUUUGACUCCCAAGAAUGUUCAGGCAUUAAGGACUCUCUUCAACAUUGCUCAUCGGCUACACAAUAUGUUGGGUCCCUCUUGGGUUCUGGUAUUGGAUACAUUAGCCGCCUUGGACCGAACUAUUCACUCACCACAUGCUACUACUCAGGAAUCAACAACUGGUACUAGGUUGAGCAGGGAGUCAUCCGGGCAAUAUAGUGAUUUUACCAUUCUCUCCUCAUUAAAUUCUCAGCUAUUUGAAAGUUCUGGACUGAUGCAUAUCUCUGCAGUGAAGUCACUUGUUUCUGCACUUUGCCAACUGUCACAACAAUCAUUGCCUCUCAUCGCUGGUGGUUUCCCUCCAUCAUCAAAUCAGAAAAUGGGAAGCAUCAUUUUCUCCGUUGAAAGGAUGAUAUCUAUCCUUGUUAAUAAUGUUCACAGAGUGGAGCCUCUGUGGGAUCCAGUCAUUGGCCAUUUUCUUGAGCUUGCUGAAAACUCUAAUCAACAUUUAAGGAACCUGGCACUUGAUGCAUUAGAUAGGUCAAUCUGUGCUGUUCUUGGCUCUAGUCAGUUUGAGGACCGCGUAGGAUCAGUAUAUCUUCGAGAUUCCCAAUACAUAAAAAAUGCAUCUACAGAUUUGGGUUCACUUGAACGAACUGUCAUAUCCCCCCUAAGAGUAUUGUACUUUUCUACUCAGAGUUUUGAUGUCCGCUCGAGAUCUCUGAAGAUUCUUCUUCAUAUUCUGGAGAGGCAUGGAGAAAAACUGCAUGAUAGCUGGCAGGAUAUACUUGAGAUGUUAAGGUCCGUUGCAUGUGCAGCUGAGAAGGAUCUAAUCACACUGGGAUUUCAGAGUCUUCGUGUGAUCAUGAAUGAUGGGCUAUCAACUAUACCUGUGGAUUGCCUUCAAGUAUGUAUUGAUGUUACCGGAGCCUAUAGUGCUCAGCAGACUGAGUUGAACAUAAGCUUGACCGCAAUAGGUCUUUUGUGGACUACAACUGAUUUUAUAGCCAAAGGACACAUCCGUUUGAGUACUGAAGGAAUUGAGAAAGCAGAUAAUGAGAAGAGGGAAGAGGAAACAUUAAAUCCAUACAAAGCUAAUGAUCAAGCUUCUAUAUUUAAUGUUGUUGAACGUGACAACUUGCUGAUUUCUAUUUUUUCAUUGCUUCAAACACUCGGAGCAGAUGAGAGACCUGAGGUGAGAAAUUCAGCAAUCCGUACACUAUUUCAAACCCUUGGAACUCAUGGACAAAAGCUCUCUCAGAGCAUGUGGGAGGAUUGUCUUUGGAACUAUGUCUUCCCAUCAUUGGAUCGUGCUUCUCACAUGGCCGCUACUUCAUCUAGAGAUGAAUGGCAUGGCAAAGAGCUAGGAACACAAGGUGGAAAAGCAGUUCACAUGCUUAUACAUCACAGUCGUAACACGGCUCAGAAGCAGUGGGAUGAAACACUUGUAGUGGUCCUUGGGGGGAUAGCUCGUCUGCUGCGUUCUUUCUUUCCCUAUUUAAGAACUUUGAGCAAUUUCUGGUGUGGAUGGCAGUCACUGAUUAAUCUUGUUAAAAAUACCAUCGUGAAUGGUAGUAAAGAAGUUGCGCUUGCUGCAAUUAACUGUUUGCAAACAACUGUUCUGUCUCAUUCUGUUAAGGGGAACUUUCCCAUGGAUUACCUAAGAUCCGUACUUGAUGUGUAUGAGCAUUUUCUUCUAGAGUCAUCAAGCCGCAAUGACAAUGCAACAAGCAGAGUGAAGCAAGAGAUACUAAAUGGACUUGGAGAGUUGUUUUCUCAAGCACAACAGAUGUUUGACAUCGAUAUGUACAAGAAGCUAUUAGAAGUUGUGCAUGUGGCAAUUCAGGACACAGUGACAAUUGAAAAUGCUACAACAGAUGCAGGAUCCAUCCCUCCUUUGCAGCGCACUAUGCUAGAAAUCUUGCCUCUUUUGUGUCCUUCAGAACAUCUCUCUUCUGUGUGGUCCCUAUUUCUUCGUUCAAUUAUACAAUAUCUUCCAAGAUCCUAUUCUGCCUCAAAACACAUAGAUGAUGGCAACCAAGUUGGGGAAGCAGAAUCUAAUCAAGAAGGUAAAAAGUUGUUUAAGAAAGGACCCCCUAAUGGUGUGAUGUCUACAUGUCAAACUUUCACAGAAGAUCCAGUUGAAUCUAGGAUCAUUAUGACUUCCGGCAUGCACUGCAGUAUAUUUUCUGAAAAGCUUAUCACCGUUCUUAUAAAUAUCUUCUUGCGAGCCCCAGAAUCCGAAAAGUGUAUUGUAUAUCCUGAAUUGAUUCAAGCUUUAGGAAGGUGCAUGACAACAAGAAGGGACAUUCCAGAUGGUUCACUUUGGAGACUAGCUGUUGAAGGCUUUAACCGUAUUCUUGUGAGUGAUGUUGGUCGAUUAUGCCAGGGAGGUGAAAGUGAAAUAUAUAUUAACAGAUCUUCAAGAAACCGCAUCUGGAAAGAAGUAGCUGAUGUUUUUGAAAUAUUUCUUGUGGGUUACUGUGGACGUGCUCUUCAGUCCAAUUUUCUGUCUCCUGCUGCGCUGGAGGCUGAUAUAUCGCUAGAUAUGGCCUUUUUAAGUAUUCUUGGUGACAAGAUUCUCAAGUCACAAAUUGAUGCCCCCUCUGAUAUUCUACAGAGAUUAGUUUCCACCAUGGACCGUUGUGCUUCACGCACAUGCUCUUUGCCUGUGGAGACUGUGGAACUUCUGCCUCCCCAUUGCUUCAGAUUUUCCCUGGCUUGUUUGCAAAAGUUAUUUCUCCUGACAAGUUUUGAAAAUGAGAUUCAUGAUUGGAACACAUCAAGAUCUGAGGUCAGCAAAAUUGCUAUCAUGGUGCUUAUGGAGAGAUGUGAACACAUAUUUAACAGAUUUCUGAUAGAUGAAGCUGAUUUGGGUGAACGGUCAUUUCCUGCAGCAAGGCUUGAAGAAGUAAUAUUUGUCCUUCGAGAGCUUGCACGCUUGAAAAUUCAUCCAAAUUCUGCUGCCGUUCUUCCUUUGAAUCCAUAUCUAAAAGAUGUUAGUACAACAGAAGGAAAUAAUGGCAUUCGAGCUCAUCUUUUUGUUCUUCAUCCGUCUCUAUGUGAACUUGUGAUUUCAAGGGAACCUAGAGUGAGGGAAUUGGUACAAGUCCUGUUUAGACUCAUUAGUGAAAUUUUGGGACUCCACAAAUUAACCCAAUCUGCUAAAUCUUAGAAAAGUGACAGGCAAAUGAGCAUUUUUUGUCUUCCAAUUACGUAGGCUAUAGGCCAAUUUUUUUUUUUUUUUUUUUUUUGGUUUCCUCAAUUGGACACUGUAUUAUAGUGAUUCAGUUUUGCAGUAUUUCCUUUAGUAUUAUUUGUACAUUAUAUUAUAGGCAAAGGAAAGAAAUGUACCAUUUGUUGUAAGGUCACCUUUGAUUUCCCUCCACACUCAACUAUUUGUUUGAAUCUCUUAAUAUAUAUAUUCAAGUUCUACCCUUUUUGUUUUGUAUUAGACAAA